Linum tenue is the source of this 639-nucleotide messenger RNA. Lineage: Eukaryota; Viridiplantae; Streptophyta; Magnoliopsida; Malpighiales; Linaceae. The record is from the annotation of a GenBank genome assembly.
GAGAACGAAUGGAUACAAAUUCCACAUAGCUUACUAAUACCAGAGUCAGACAACCCAAUCUCUGAGCUCGCAAACAGUGUAUAUCAUGACCUACCAACAUCAUUUGGAUCAAUUGCUUACAUCAAGGAGAGAGCAAUUGUGACUCCAACCAAUCAAAUGGUAUUUGAAAUUAAAUCAUAUUUACUCAAUGAAAUUCCAGGUGAACAAAGAACUUAUUUCAGCUCGGACACCUUAGCAUCAGACAACCCCAACACAUCAAUCCUUCAAGAACAGUACCCACCUGAGUUUUUGAACAGUUUGUCAUUCAAUGGAGCACCAGAUCAUGAAAUAAUGUUGAAGCCAUUCACCCCAGUAAUGUUACUUCGCAAUCUCAGCCCAUCAAAUGGAUUAUGCAAUGGUACACGAAUAUUGGUUACAAAACUAGGCGAGAACGUAAUAUGCGGUCUGAUUAUCGAGGGAACACCAGUAGCGAUACCAAGAAUAGUACUUGAAAUCACCGAUCGUCGAUGGCCUUUCACACUCAGACGCCGACAUUUUCCAAUACGUUUGUGCUACGCAAUGACAAUAAAUAAAAGUAAGGGACAAACACUUGAACAGAUAGGCGUGCUACUAACCAGGCCAGUGUUCAGCCAUGGAUAA